Molecule: messenger RNA, 2171 nt
Organism: Punica granatum (pomegranate)
Lineage: Eukaryota; Viridiplantae; Streptophyta; Magnoliopsida; Myrtales; Lythraceae
Source: RefSeq, a predicted model, not a curated record
CUCUUGGCCAGAUGCUGUGCAACGUAAGUAACAGUAAUACUACAUCGAAUCUGUUGACAUAAGAUGGUGCGAUUUGGUCCUCUCCUGUCUAAAUUCCAGCCGGGAAUAGCAGGGCUCUUUGCAAUAACUAGAGACACCGGUUCGUGAAAUCCCCUUACAGGCUUGUGCACGUGCAAAUUGGCAUGAAAAUGUGGAGAGAAGAAGAGGAUGGAGAGAGAAGUUAGUCAAUCUUUGGUAAAUGAGUCAAAUCCUGAGUCCCAAGCCCCAAGUCCCAAGUCCCCUAUAGUCUAAUAUAUCUAACUUUUGUCCUAAUACACAACUUGGCCUACUCUUGUCUCUCUCGCAAGGAAAAUGGGAACCCGAGAGAUUGACACAGUAAUUGCCAUGGGAGACACAGAGAAGGCCAACGAUACAGAAAAGAACGUGCAAGGGAUCAACAGAGGUCAAGAAGAGGUUGCACACAAGGAAGAUGAUAUUCAUGGCUCAGUUGCACCUGCUGAAGCAGCAGCAGCAGAAGAUUCUCAGACAUCAUGGAAGAGGAGAAUGAGUUCAUUCACAGAAGAGGUGAAGAGGGUGGGCUACCUCGCCGGGCCCAUAGUGGCAGUAAGCUUCUCUCAGUAUGCGCUGCAGGUGGUAGCACUCAUGAUGGUCGGCCACCUCGGAGAGCUUGCUCUCUCUAGCACUGCCAUCGCUGUCACUCUCUUUGGCAGCACCGGCAUCUGCAUAUUUUUAGGAAUGGCGGGUGCACUAGAAACAUUGUGUGGCCAAGCUUAUGGAGCUGAGCAGUUCCACGUACUUGGGACCCAAACCCAAACUGCCAUCUUCUGUCUCAACUUCUGCUGCCUCCCGCUGUGCCUUCUUUGGCUUAAUGUUGAGAAACUCCUCAUCGUUACAGGCCAGGACCCUUCAAUCUCCCAUGCGGCUGGGAAGUUUGUGAAGCUCCUGAUACCUUCCUUCUUUGCAUCCGCGACCCUCCAGCCCCUUAUCCGGUUCUUCCAAAUGCAGAGCCUAGUCGGUCCCCUGCUCGUGAGCUCCAUCGGGACCCUCCUGUUCCACAUCCCGAUCUGCUGGAUCUUGGUGUUCAAGUCAGGGCUUGGGAAUCUCGGGGCUGCUCUGGCAAUGAAUAUUUCUUAUUGGGUGAAUGUGGUUUUCCUUAUGCUGUACAUCAAGUUCUUGUCUGUGUGCAAAACGACGUGGGUCCCUAUCUCGACAAAAGUGUUCAGUGGCGUGGGGCACUUCUUACGCUUGGCUGUUCCUUCUGCUUUGAUGGUUUGUCUCGGGUGGUGGUCAUUUGAGCUAAUGGUUUUGCUUUCUGGGCUUCUGCCAAAUCCGAAGCUCGAAACUUCUGUUUUAUCUGUUUGUCUAUCAAUAAUUGGAACACUGUUCACAAUACCCUCUGGACUUGGUGCUGCUGGAAGUACGAGAGUUUCAAAUGAAUUAGGAGCACGAAAUCCACGAGCAGCUCAGCUUGCAGUCUAUGCGACUAUGAUAAUAUCUAUAGCAGAAGCAAGUAUUGUGAGUACGAGCCUAUUUGUUGGUAGACAUGUGCUCGGACACAUAUUUAGCAAUGAUAAGGAAGUCAGGGACUAUGUCACGAGAAUGGUUCCCUUAGUCUGUCUUUCUGUCAUCCUCGAUAGCUUUCAAGGAGCUCUUUCUGGUAUUGCUAGAGGAUGCGGGUGGCAGAACAUAGGAGCAUUUGUAAACUUUGGGGCCUACUAUUUCUGUGGGAUACCGAUAGCUCUUAUAUUGUCCUUUAAGGUGAAGAUGAAGGGGAUGGGCCUUUGGAUUGGAAUACAGAGUGGUGCUUUCGUGCAAACUCUUCUAUUAACAAUCAUCACCAUCUGCAUCAACUGGGAAAGACAGGCAAGAAAGGCAAGGGAGAGGAUAUUUGAGGGAAGCUCUUCUGCUGAUUCCGGUUUGUCUUAGUUUCAUAUAUUGAAGCUUGAGACAGAUUCCGGAUGAUUAGCUGAUUAGAAAUCAUAUCUACAACCACCCUGAGAAUGGGUGGCAUGUGGAAUUGUAUUAAUGUCAGGUUCAUUUUUCGGUGAUUGUGGUUAAUAUCCUCCUUCCUCUAGUUUGUAUGAAAUAAAUGAUUCUAAAGAAAGAUCCAAGCAAGAAACAAGGCCACACGCAUAAGUUUUUGGCACCAUUUUCCGAUGAAAAAUAUAUCA